Messenger RNA from Lolium rigidum, 720 nucleotides. Its product is annotated as transcription initiation factor TFIID subunit 10-like. The record is from RefSeq and is a predicted model, not a curated record. Gene Ontology annotation, biological process: transcription initiation at RNA polymerase II promoter. Bases 1 to 498 code for a protein of 165 amino acids. The transcript is spliced from 6 exons. Gene Ontology annotation, cellular component: transcription factor TFIID complex; nucleus; SAGA complex. NCBI's taxonomy places the organism in Eukaryota, Viridiplantae, Streptophyta, Magnoliopsida, Poales, Poaceae. Gene Ontology annotation, molecular function: RNA polymerase II general transcription initiation factor activity; promoter-specific chromatin binding.
AUGAUGGGAAGCAACAAUGGCGGUGGCGGUGGCGGAGGCGGAGGCGGAGGCGGAGGCGGCGGGAUGGUCCCGGGUGCCCCCUCGUCCAUGGGUGCCGCCGGCGGAAGCGGAGACGGGCGGCACGACGACGAGGCCAUACUCACGGAGUUCCUCUCCUCCCUCAUGGACUACUCUCCCACGAUUCCGGACGAGCUGGUGGAGCACUACCUUGGCCGCAGCGGCUUCCACUCCCCCGACCUACGCCUAACGAGGCUGGUUGCUGUAGCCGCUCAAAAGUUUGUCUCAGACAUUGCAAGCGAUUCUCUCCAGCACUGCAAAGCCAGGGUAGCAGCACCUAUCAAAGACAACAAGAGCAAACAACCGAAGGAUAGACGUCUUGUAUUGACAAUGGAUGAUCUUUCUAAAGCCUUGCUUGAGCAUGGUGUGAACUUGAAGCACCCUGAGUACUUUGCGGACAGCCCUUCAGCAGGGAUGGCUCCUUCAACAAGAGAAGAGUAGAGUCGAUUGCUUGUUCAGAAUAGGACCAGAAUCCAUUGAGACCAGCCCGUACCAAGUGUAAUGCAGUACAUAUCAAAUGAACGGUCAUGCAUGUGUCCUUGCCCAAAUCAACAAUCUUUUUUUGCGAGGAUAGCUCUAUGCAGCGUUAUACUCACAAAACAUUAAGUAUCUACUUGAUAUAUUAUGGACUUAAUUUCUACCUUUGCUUCUGUACUUAUGAUA